AUGCCACUGGGGAAUAAGUUCCGGCAUUUUGACGCAGAGACAGUGAAGAACAGCAAUGUAUUUCUAAGUCAGGAAGGCGAUAUCAGUGAUUAUAUUGCAAGUGCCAAGCAAAGAGCUGCUAUUGCAAAUCGCACAGCUGUGAAUGUGCAGAACACUCUGGUGCCUAUGAAAAAGAACCUCGAGCAAUGGCGAGAGAAAUAUGGCGGAGCACCUUCCGACAGUGAGGAAUUUAACAAAACUCUCCAAGAAGCAAAUAAAUCUGUGGCAGCUCUGAAUGAAACCAUCCCACUUCUCCUGGAUAAGUUAAAUAAACUGGAAGUCCGGAACCAGACGUCAAAUAUUUCUGCAAGCAUUGAUCGCAUUCGGGUAUUGAUCUCCCAGGCCAGAAAUGCUGCCAACAAGGUCAAGGUACCAAUGAAAUUCAAUGGCACUUCAGGUGUGCAGGUACGAUCGCCUAGCAACCCUGAUGACCUGAGGGCGUACACCUCUCUGACGUUCUACAUUCAAAGAGAACAAGCUCAGAAACGGAAGAGAAAGCAAGCCACGAGUUCCUUCAAUCAGUUUGUUCUGUACCUUGGCGGACAAAAUCCUCACGGGGAUUACAUGGGCGUUGCUAUGAAGAAUGGUAAACUGGUGUGGGUUUACAAACUGGGCAGCGAGGAGGCCACUCUGCAGGCAGACUCUGAUGUCAGCGGUGAUAGAUUUGACACCGUCAAGCUGGAGAGGAUAUUACAAUAUGGCCAAAUCUCAUACAGUAUUGAAAAAGGCACUGUCACUGAAACCAAAGGAAAUGGAUUUGCUAAAGGCAAUGCUGCCUUACUGAAUCUCAGCCCUGAGAAUGUUGUGUUUUAUGUUGGUGGCUACCCGUCUGAAUUCACUCCUCCUGAAACUUUGAAGUAUCCAAACUUUAAAGGGUGCAUUGAACUUGGAACCCUGAACGCACAGGUGAUCAGUCUGUACAACCUGGUCCAAACGUUUGAUCUGAACACCACAGCAGAUGAGCCCUGCAGGAGGUUCAAAUCUACUCAAGGCCCAGACAGUGACAGUGCUUACUUUGAUGGCACAGGUUAUGCUGAAAUCAAAAUGCCAGGUUCAUUUUCCUCUGUGUCUCGUUUCGAACAAGAGGUUCGCAUUGUUUCUUACUCUGGAAUCCUCUUCUUCAUGCAGGAAAAGGAAAAGUACCUCAGCCUGACCAUCGACAACGGAAAGCUUGUUCUGUUUGUUUACUUAAAUAACGAGCUCAAAAUUGAGCGCAACAGUGAAAGCCAAAACUUACUCAGCGAUGGAUUCCCACAUCAGAUCCAGAUAAUUAUGGUAUUUUCCAAAAGAAUGAAGAUUUACGUGCGUGUGGACCGGAAAACCGUUCUUUCUUCUGAACGAGAUGCCUUGCGUCCUUCGAUUUCAGCGUAUUAUCUCGGUGGUGUGCCUGUAGAGAAACUCCCAGACAAUCUGAGGAGCCAGUUCCCCACAGGUGGCUCUAUAAAAGGCUGUAUGCGCAGCGUGAAGGCUCUGGACAAAAAUUUAGAUCUGAAACGUGAAAAGACUAUUGGGAUCAGUUAUGGGUGUUCUACAAACUUGCUGGUGUCACGUUCCGCAGAUUUCAAAGGCCAGGGAUAUCUGAGCCUGAUCCCUCAGAAGGUCCCCAUGCUUCGCAACAACUUCAUUUCAGGAUUUGGCUUCCAGACCCAGCAGCGGAAUGCCCUGAUGUUUUACUACCCCUUGCCGGAAGGAAACUGUCAAGUAUCUCUGAAGCAGGGAUUAGUGACACUUAAGGUGUUUAAUACUGAAGUUAAAAGUCCAACUGAGUAUACAGAUGGGAGCCCACAUUAUGUCUCUUUCUCCAUCAUAAAUGAACAGAUUAAAAUGACCAUUGAUGAUCAGGAAGAGCAGGAGUCAAAAUUACCGAAGAGAAAACGACGCCAGUCUAGAGAGAUUGAGAAGGGGCAGGUCUACCUUGGUGGUGUGCCAGGGACUGAUCUCGAUGCCAACCUGACUGGUUGUAUCAGCAAUGUUUUCAUUUAUCGCGAGGACUCAAAUGAGCAAUCAGUUGUAGAUCUCCAGAAGCAUGAGGUAAUGGUUGGGGCAGAGUUAAACAGUUGCCCCAGUGAAAAGCCACCCCAGCAGAUCCGAUCGCACAAAAAGGAGAAAUCCAGACAGGCAAUAACCAAGCUUGAGAGCAAACAGCGACUUUCCGAAAGUUGCCAGUUGCCAAAACAGCCAGCUAUUGGUGAUGCUCAUUAUUUCAGGGGCUCCCAUCUCAGCCGUCUGGAGUACGACAAUAUCCCAGAUUCAUUCCAAAUGAGGUCUAGGUUUUCUUUGGAAGUUCUCUGUAAUUCAUCCCAUGGGAUGCUUUUCUACGUAUCCAAUGAAUUGGAAACUUCCUUCAUGGCUCUCUUGGUUUCCAAAGGCCGUUUUGUUUUCCUCUUUGAUAUCAAAGGGAAAAGAUUGAGAAUUCCAAGUAAAGAAAAGUGUACCGAUGGGAAGUGGCACACAAUAUUUUUCAGUAGAGACAGAAACCAAGGGCAGUUGGUGAUUGAUGGUCUCCGAGUGCAAAGCAGCACAAUUUCGGUCACAGCUCCUUUAGACGUCAGAGCUCCAUUCUAUGUGGGUGCUGUACCAAAAGGAAAAGCAAGGAGGAUUGCUCAGGGUAUUCCUGCUGCUAAAUUCAGUGGUUGUAUCCGAAAAUUCCAACUAGAUGGAAAGAUUAUGGAUCCUCCUUCACGUACAUAUGAUGUAGCACCAUGUUUUGAGCGAAAUUUGGAAAUGGGAACAUUUUUUUCAGUCGCAGAGGGCUAUUUAAUUAUAGAUGAGUCUUUUAAUUUGGGUAAAGAUUAUGAGCUAAUGCUUGAAGUGCGGCCCAGGAGUUUGUCAGGUGUACUUUUCCAUGUUGGUAGAAAACAAAGCCUUUACUUCAGUUUGUACAUUGAAAAUGGGAAGGUUAUAGCACAGUUAAAAAAUGGAGCUGGGGAAUUCUCUACGGUAGUCAUUCCACAACAGUCUGUGUGUGAUGGACAGUGGCAUCGCAUUGCAGGUAAGAGUUAAGCUUGCGCUUAUCAUCAGAUGGGCAGUCAGUGCAGUCCUGAGACUGUUUGUUUCAUUCAUUCUCUCAUACAUCUACAGGAUGGAGA
Messenger RNA from Rhincodon typus (whale shark), 3128 nucleotides. Its product is annotated as laminin subunit alpha-4-like. The record is from RefSeq and is a predicted model, not a curated record. Bases 1 to 3042 code for a protein of 1013 amino acids. Gene Ontology annotation, biological process: cell adhesion. NCBI's taxonomy places the organism in Eukaryota, Metazoa, Chordata, Chondrichthyes, Orectolobiformes, Rhincodontidae. The transcript has 21 exons.